AUGAAAAAGAAGGAAGGAAAGAAGGACGAUUCCGCUUCAACGACCACGACCACGACCACCUCAUCAUCAACAGCCAUCAAUAAGCCAUCAACUCCUUCAUCCUCUUCUGCCACUGUUCCAACCAAUAAUACUCCAAUCUUAACAGUCAACAGCACUAGUGAUGAACAUUCGAAUCUUAACAACCAAACAACACCGACUGAAUCCACAAUGCACAGUCGACCUGAGCUUCCUUCCAUACUGAACCCAACAGGGAAAACACACUCAAGUGCUGCUGCUGCCGAAGAAGCAGAUCAAGUUUCUUCUCCCUCCUCUGAAAACUCAGAUAAACCAGAGAUACGUGUUGGUCAAUUUCCGCAUCCACCACAACCACGUCCAUCCAUUCUACAUUCCAAAAGCAUUGAAGGAUUUUUAAAUUUGUUUGGUCUGCUUCUUGUCACUUGGUCUGGCAAUAUCAUGUACAACAAUUGGAGACAUGAGGGAUACCUUAUUGAUUUUACACUUCUUCGCCACUUGUUACAAGGAAUUGACUAUUUAAUGCUAAUAUGGGGCGGUGUUGUUGCAUUUCACUUUGUAUAUUCUGUUACAAGUGAAUUUCUUCUCAUUCAGUAUGCUCAAAAGAAGAGACUUUCUCCAUUCAUGGAUUUUAUUAAUUGCACUAUAUAUGUAUUGGCUCAACUCAUCUUGUUUGGAGUUCCAUCUUACCUUGCAUUCACCUCACAAUAUCUAAGUGCUAUGUGUCGAACUGCAUUGGCAUGUCAAAUCGUUGUGAAUAGUUUCAAGAUGCACAGUUACUUCAUUACGAAUCGAUAUUUUAGAGAGGAAAUGUUUUAUUCUGGAAAAUACAAGGAGAAUGGCUUCAAACCCAUUCUUGGAAUUCGAUAUGAGAAAAUCAGACUUGAUCGAAAUCUGUCAAAGUUGCAACAAUUUUAUUUAUUGGCCUUCGAUUAUCAGGAAUACAUUAGAAUACCAAGCUUAGUCUAUGAAAUCAACUUCCCUAGAACCUCUCAUAUUUCUUUCAUUUUCGUGAUUAGGGAAUAUGGAGGUGGUCUAUUGAUUUGUCUCUUUAUGUAUUUCAUCAUGCAAAGGUAUAUGGCUCCAUUAUUGGGAGAAAUUGAAUCCUACGACUGGUAUGAUCUUAUUAUCAAUCUUGCAAUUCCAUCCAUGGCUAUUUGGAUGUUGCUCUUUUAUUGCGUUUUUCAUUGCUUCUUGAACGCAACCGCUGAACUUGUAAGAUAUGCAGAUCGUGAAUUUUAUUUGGAGUGGUGGAAUGCCACAAGUGUUUCUCAAUAUUGGAGAUUGUGGAACAGACCUGUAUUGAAGUUCAUGUCACGACAUAUUUAUGUCGAAUCCAUGAGAAGAGUGAAAGGAUUUAACAAAGUUUGGGCCGCACUUUCCACAUUCUUUGUCACUGCAGUUCUUCAUGAAUAUGUGUUAAUCAUGACUUUUAGAGUUUUUAGAGCAUAUUUCUUCACAAUGGUCAUUGCUCAAAUUCCACUCUUCUAUGUGACUGAGAAACUUAAGGGAACACGUCUAGGAAAUGUAUUAUUGUGGUUUGGAUACUUGUUGUGCUUCCCUGUUAUGGAGUUGUUAUACUUUAGGGCUGCCUUGAGAGAAAACAGCAUGUAA
Molecule: messenger RNA, 1626 nt
Organism: Naegleria fowleri
Lineage: Eukaryota; Heterolobosea; Eutetramitea; Acrasida; Naegleriidae
Exons: 3
Coding region: 1-1626 (541 amino acids)
Cellular component (GO): endoplasmic reticulum membrane
Source: RefSeq, a predicted model, not a curated record